Molecule: messenger RNA, 3067 nt
Organism: Equus caballus (horse)
Lineage: Eukaryota; Metazoa; Chordata; Mammalia; Perissodactyla; Equidae
Gene: POMT1
Product: protein O-mannosyltransferase 1
Biological process (GO): protein O-linked glycosylation
Cellular component (GO): membrane
Molecular function (GO): mannosyltransferase activity
Source: RefSeq, a predicted model, not a curated record
GCCCAGUCGGGACCUGGGAGAGUCGGUGCAGGACGCGCGCGCGGCCUGCGGACGUGCUGGCGCCGGGGGCGUCGGGGUCCUGCCCGAACCGGGGGCGGCGCCCAUGGCGGGUGCAGCCUGGAAGGAAAGGGCCUGCAGUUAGACGCAGUCUCCACUUGAAAAUGGGUCUCCGGGGCUGGGCAUCUUCCCAGCCUGCUUUUGUACAAGAUGUUGGGGUUUUUGCAGCGCCCUGUAGUGGUGACGGCUGACAUCAACUUGAACGUCGUGGCUCUGACUGCCCUGGGGUUACUGAGCCGGCUGUGGCGACUCUCCUAUCCAAGGGCUGUGGUUUUCGAUGAGGUAUAUUACGGCCAGUACGUCUCUUUCUACAUGAAGCGGCUCUUCUUUUUGGAUGGCAGUGGUCCGCCGCUCGGCCACAUGCUGCUGGCCUUGGGAGGUUAUUUGGGAGGAUUCGAUGGUAACUUUUUGUGGAACAGAAUUGGAGCAGAAUACAGCAGCAACGUGCCCGUGUGGUCCUUGCGCCUGCUGCCGGCCCUUGCGGGGGCCCUGUCGGUGCCCAUGGCCUACCAGAUAGUGUGGGAGCUCCGCUUUUCUCAUUGUGCCGCCAUGGGAGCUGCGCUGCUGGUGCUCAUCGAGAAUGCUCUGAUCACUCAGGCGAGGCUGAUGCUCCUGGAAUCGGUGCUGAUAUUCUUUAACCUGCUGGCCAUGCUGUCCUACCUUAAGCUCUGCAACUCCCAGAAGCACAGGCCCUUCUCUCUGAGCUGGUGGUUCUGGCUGACGCUGACGGGAGUGGCGUGCUCCUGUGCCGUGGGCAUCAAAUACAUGGGUGUUUUCACGUACUUGCUCGUGCUGGGAGUUGCUGCCGUCCAUGCCUGGCACCUGAUAGGAGACCGGACUUUGUCAAAUGUCUGUGUGCUCUGUCACCUGCUUGCCCGAGCAGUGGCUCUGCUGGUCAUCCCGGUCAUCAUGUACUUGCUCUUCUUCUAUGUCCACUUGGUUCUGCUCUGCCGCUCUGGGCCCCACGACCAGAUCAUGUCCAGUGCUUUCCAAGCCAGCUUGGAGGGAGGGCUGGCUCGGAUCACACAAGGCCAGCCCCUGGAGGUGGCUUAUGGGUCCCAGGUCACCCUGAGGAACGUCUUUGGCAAACCAGUGCCUUGCUGGCUUCAUUCCCAUCAGAACACCUACCCCAUGAUAUACGAGAAUGGCCGUGGAAGCUCCCACCAGCAGCAGGUGACCUGUUACCCCUUCAAGGAUGUCAAUAACUGGUGGAUCGUGAAGGAUCCUGGGAGGCAUCAGCUGGUGGUGAACAGCCCUCCAAGACCCGUGCGGCAUGGGGACAUUGUGCAGCUGGUACAUGGCAUGACCACCCGCCUCCUCAACACGCACGAUGUCGCGGCCCCCCUGAGCCCCCACUCGCAGGAGGUCUCCUGCUACAUCGACUACAACAUCUCCAUGCCCGCCCAGAACCUCUGGAGGCUGGACAUUGUGAACAGAGAAUCCAGUACAGAGGUUUGGAAGACCAUCUUGUCGGAGGUUCGCUUCGUGCACGUGAACACCUCCGCCAUCCUGAAGCUGAGCGGAGCGCACCUGCCUGACUGGGGGUUUCGGCAGCUGGAGGUCGUCGGGGAGAAGCUGUCCCCGGGCUACCAUGAGAGCAUGGUGUGGAAUGUGGAGGAGCACCGUUACGGCAGAAGCCAGGAACAGAAGGAGCGGGAACUAGAGCUGCACUCACCUACUCAGAUGGACCUGAGCCGAAACCUGAGCUUCAUGGCCCGAUUCUCGGAGCUGCAGUGGAGGAUGCUGACGGUGAGGAGUGAUGAUUCCGAACACAAGUACAGCUCCACACCGCUGGACUGGGUCACCCUGGACACCAACAUCGCCUAUUGGCUGCACCCCACCACCAGUGCUCAGAUCCACUUGCUUGGAAACAUAGUGAUCUGGGCAUCGGCCAGCCUCGCCACGGUGGUGUACGUGCUGCUCCUCUGCUGGUACCUGCUCAGACGCCGGCGCAGCAUCUGUGACCUCCCCGAGGAUUCCUGGCUGCGCUGGGUGCUGGCCGGGGCCCUGUGUGCCGGCGGCUGGGCCGUGAACUACCUCCCCUUCUUCCUGAUGGAGAAGACGCUCUUCCUGUACCACUACCUGCCCGCGCUCACCUUCCAGAUCCUCCUGCUCCCCGUGGUUCUGCAGCACAUCAGCGACCACCUGUGCAGGUCCCAGCUCCAGAGGAGCCUCUUCAGUGCCCUAGUGGUGGCGUGGUACUCCUGCGCCUGCCACGUGUUCAACACACUGCGCCCACUGACCUAUGGGGACAAGUCGCUCUCACCUGGCGAACUCAGGGCACUUCGCUGGAAAGAGAGCUGGGACAUCUUGAUCCGAAAACACCAGUAGGACACAAGCCAGGGAAGGACGCGUGGGCUGGGGUCAGGACAGGUAGAACCAUCUUUUGUAUUUAUUUUUGACAAGCAGAGUGGCUCUAAGCUUGGUGGAGACUGGCCAGGCUCGGCAAGGAUUCUGUUCUGGUUUCAUUCUUGAAACAGCUCUCUGAUGAGCACCUCAUCCUGAGCAGUCUAAUUCUUCCAGGCAACAAAACAUGCCCUCCGCGUCCAUCUCCUAAGAGCUGAGGACACAUUGAGUGUUGAGUGGCUGGUGUGGGACUUGUGAUGGAGACGGCAAGGCAGGCGGGGGGCUGGCAGCGACAGGGUGUUAGGGCUGAAGCAGACGCGGUCCCCGCCUAGCUGACCGAUGCGGGUGUGAGUGCGACCAACAGGCCUGGGCCUCCCUCCCAAGCACCCGCUGGCCUGUCCCCAGUGAGGCCUUAAGGAAUCGCCCUGAGCAGGUCAGUGUCACAUAAGCUACUGGAACGACGAGCCUUUGCUGAGGCAGACGUGGGACCCUCUGGGCACUGAGAAGCCCGUGUCAGUCCUCACCGCUGCUGAGACCCCCUGCAGGAGACUGCUGACGUGUGCGAGUGGGCUGCAUCUUCAGCAGUCUAGGUUGUGUCAUCCAUGCAUCUCCGUGUCCUGAAUUUGCUUUUUAAUGUAAUUAAAAAGGGACAAAUUGGCACCCA